Molecule: messenger RNA, 1223 nt
Organism: Spodoptera exigua (beet armyworm)
Lineage: Eukaryota; Metazoa; Arthropoda; Insecta; Lepidoptera; Noctuidae
Source: the annotation of a GenBank genome assembly
CUCACCUGUCCGUUCGAUUCGCAAAUUCGAAUUUAGAAAGUUAACUUUUUAUUCCGGCACAAGUUUAACGAGGUUGGAGGUGUGGAGUCGAGUGGCCAGUUGUAGUUUGUGUGUCAGUGUGAGAGCACGUGUACGAACCGUGCCCGCGAAGUGAACGAACUUUUAUAUGUUACCGUUGUUUUUGUUAUCAUUACUAGAAAAAGGAUUUUGUAAAAUAACGAACGAUCGAGGAUGUCGGCUACAAAGUACCUGCACCCCUUCCUUCGUGGACUAAAACCUUUGCCCGAAGGUCACGAGGAUGAGAUACAGCAGAUCAGAGAAUGGAUGAAAAGUCAGCCGCAUCUGCCCCACAUUUCUGACGAGUACGUGAUCCUGUUCCUGCAUUCCAACUACUACAAGGUCAAGGAGACGAAAGACACCAUAGAAUGCUACUUCACCUUGAGGGCGAACACUCCAGAUCUGUUCACUAACCGUGAUCCUUUCGCACCGAAGAACAAAGCUAUUUUGGACAUCACGCACAUGGUAGGCUUUCCAAACAAGACUGCAGAAGGUUACAACGUCCUGCUGUACCGGCUGGCUGAGUUUGACUACAGUAAGCUGAACUUCGCUGAUGCUGUCCGUGUGUUCUGCAUGUUCAACGAUGUCAAGUUGUCAGAAGACAGGCUGUCUGAUGGCUACAUUGUCAUCUUCGAUAUGAAGGGCUGCAGCCUCGGUCACCUGACCAGGGUGACUCUUCCUGCGCUGAGAGCCUUUAUGCAUUAUAUCCAGAACGCCCAUCCUUGCCGUCUAAAGAAGAUCCACGUAGUCCACACAGUAUCAUUCAUCAACCAAGUCAUGUGCCUCGUGAAGCCGCUCAUCCACUCGAAUCUCCUCAACCUACUGAACUUCUCCUCCGAAGGACCAGAGUCUGUGGUAGAUAAGGAACUCUUGCCCGAAGACUUUGGUGGUCCAUUACCUCCAGUCAAGCAACUGCAUGAAGAACAGAGGAAAAAUAUGGAGGAAAAUUACAGAGAGUGGCUUAUUGAGACGGAGAUCUUCAAGGCUGAUGAGAAGAAGAGGAUUAAGAAGCCUAGUAAAGGUAUGUUCGCCAGCUUCACCAGUAGUUUCAAGAGCUUGGACAUUGACUGAUAGUUUUAUAUUCAUGCCGCGCUAGGGACCUGAGAGCUUCGUUUCCUCAUCUUCUGUUUCUAGAAUGUUCUCGUACAGUUGCCAGCAGGUCAACC